GGCUGCCUGGGACAUGAGGUUGGCAGAGGGUGUGCAGGCUGGCAGUCGGGGGGACUCACCCUGAGUGGCUGCUCCGAGGCCCUCCCACGCCCGGGACACUUGCCAUGCUGCCCUGCAUCCCGCAGGUGCUGUUGGCCUUGUUCCUUUCCACGCUGCUAGCCCAGGGAGAAGGCAGCCAGAGGAGGGCCACCCAGGCCCGCAGCAGCACCGCCCAGCCCACCCUGCUCAGGCUGUCUGAUCACCUCCUAGCCGACUACAGGAAGGGGGUUCGGCCUGUGCGGGACUGGAGGAAGCCUACUACCAUCUCCAUCGACGUCAUCAUGUAUGCCAUCCUCAGCGUGGAUGAGAAGAACCAGGUACUGACUACCUACAUAUGGUACCGGCAGUUCUGGACUGAUGAGUUUCUGCAGUGGACUCCUGAGGACUUUGACAACGUCACCAAGUUGUCCAUCCCCACAGACAGCAUCUGGGUCCCUGACAUCCUCAUCAAUGAGUUUGUGGACGUGGGGAAGUCUCCGAGUAUCCCUUAUGUGUACGUGAAUCAUCAAGGUCAAGUCCAAAACUACAAGCCCCUACAGGUAGUGACUGCGUGCAGCCUUGACAUCUAUAACUUCCCCUUUGAUGUGCAGAACUGCUCUCUGACAUUCACCAGCUGGCUGCAUACCAUCCAGGACAUCAACAUUUCCCUAUGGCGAUCACCAGAAGACGUGAGGUCGGACAAGAGCAUCUUCAUGAACCAGGGCGAGUGGGAGCUGUUGGGGGUCCUGACCCAAUUUCAGGAGUUCAGUAUAGAAACCAGUAGCAGCUAUGCAGAAAUGAAGUUCUAUGUGGUCAUCCGCAGGCGGCCUUUAUUUUACGCAGUCAGCCUCUUGCUGCCCAGCAUCUUCCUCAUGGUUGUGGACAUUGUGGGCUUCUGUCUGCCCCCGGACAGUGGCGAGAGGGUCUCCUUCAAGAUCACCCUCCUUCUGGGAUACUCAGUCUUUCUCAUCAUUGUGUCAGACACACUGCCGGCAACAGCCAUUGGUACUCCUCUCAUCGGUGUCUACUUUGUGGUGUGCAUGGCUCUGCUGGUGAUAAGCCUCGCUGAGACCAUCUUCAUUGUACGGCUGGUGCACAAGCAGGACCUCCAGCGGCCAGUACCUGCCUGGCUGAGGCACCUGGUCCUAGAGAGAGUAGCCUGGCUGCUCUGCCUCGGGGAGCAGCCCAGGGCCCAUAGGCUCCCUGCCACCUUCCAAGCCAGCAAGACUGAUGACUGCUCAGACAUGGGAAAUCACUGCAGCCAUGUUGGGGGACUCCAGGACUUGGAGAAGACGGCAAGGGGCAGGGGUAGCCCUCCUCCACCACCAAGAGAGGCCUCAUUGGCUGUGCGUGGGCUCUUGCAAGAGCUAUCCUCCAUCCGCCACUUCUUGGAGAAGCGAGAUGAGAUGCGGGAGGUGGCGCGGGAUUGGCUGCGGGUGGGAUAUGUGCUGGACAGGCUGCUGUUUCGCAUCUACCUGCUGGCUGUGCUGGCCUACAGCAUCACCCUGGUCACACUCUGGUCCAUUUGGCGUUAUUCUUGAGUGGGCACAGCCUGCCAGGGAGGGGAUAUAUGGGGCUGGUUAGGAUAAGGAUGGGGGAGUUCCCCUUAGUUCCUUCAUUCUGUUUUCCAACACCAAUCAUCUGAGCAAUCCCAAACACCCAAGUCUGCACCCUUGGCCCCUAAAUUUAGUGAUGAAGACCCACUCCACCUCCCCCACUUCAUUCCCAACUUCCCCAUCAUGGCUCUAAAGCAUGAUCAAGAGAAAUCAAAUCCCUCUUACCCUCUAACUUUACUCGUCAACGCAUCAAGCCCCAGUUUCCUUCCCAAAACUUCCAUGGAUGAAGGCCCUCAGAACUGCUCACUUCCACAAAAUUCAUUUUUUGAUUGAAGAAGAGAAAAUCCUAUAGUGUAGGUGCCUGAGACUUCUGCAUUUGUUUCACCCAGCCCCUAAUGACUCCCCUCUUCAGCCUACCUGUAGCCACUUCCCUAGCACCCAGCUUCAGCAGUCAGUGGGUGCAGGAAGGUAAUAAA
Molecule: messenger RNA, 2050 nt
Organism: Psammomys obesus (fat sand rat)
Lineage: Eukaryota; Metazoa; Chordata; Mammalia; Rodentia; Muridae
Gene: Htr3a
Product: 5-hydroxytryptamine receptor 3A
Exons: 9
Coding region: 105-1559 (484 amino acids)
Biological process (GO): regulation of membrane potential; monoatomic ion transmembrane transport; signal transduction
Cellular component (GO): neuron projection; postsynaptic membrane; synapse
Molecular function (GO): neurotransmitter receptor activity; extracellular ligand-gated monoatomic ion channel activity; transmembrane signaling receptor activity
Source: RefSeq, a predicted model, not a curated record